GAAACUAACACAAUGUUGUGAAUCAACUAUACCCCAAUUAAAAAAAAAAAGGAUUUGUAUCUCCCUACACCCUCAACAAUACCUAUAGUUCAUUCAUUCAGCAAAUAUUCAUUGAAUCCUAUUAUUUGCCAGGUAUUGUUCCAGGAACAAAGCAGAUAAUAUUGUUGCCUUCGGAGAACUCACUUCUAGAGGAGAGCCAAACAAGAAACAAAUGGGCUCUGAGCGCCCUGCCCUCCACCUCAGAGUCGCCAUGUGGCCCCUGGCCGCCGUCACUGCCUUCCUGACCGCGGCCUUGUCAGGAGGCAUCCCUCGGGAGUAUCCCAAGAUUCUCAAUGGCACCAACGGGACCAAUGGGUUUCUCCAGGGUGGCUACACCUGCCUCCCCCACUCUCAGCCUUGGCAGGCAGCCCUGCUAGUGCAAGGGCGGCUGCUCUGCGGGGGAGUCCUGGUCCACCCCAGAUGGGUCCUCACUGCAGCACACUGUCUAAAGGAGGGAUACGCAGUAUACCUGGGCAAGCAUGCCCUGGGGUGUGUGGAGGCUGGAGAGCAGGUGAGGGAGGUAGUUCGAUCUAUCCCCCACCCUCACUACCAGAUCAGCCCCACCCACCUGAACCAUGACCACGACAUCAUGCUUCUGGAACUGCAGUCCCCCGUCCAGCUCACCAGCCACAUCCAAACCCUGCCCCUCUCCCGCGAUGACUGCCUCCCUCCUGGCACCAGCUGCCUGGUGUCUGGUUGGGGUACCACCACCAGCCCCCAGGUGACUUACCCCCAAGCCCUCCAGUGUGCCAACAUCCAGCUACGAUCAGAUAAGGAGUGUCGUCAAGCCUACCCGGGGAAGAUCACUCCCAACAUGCUCUGUGCUGGCACAGAAGAGGGUGGCAAGGACUCCUGUGAGGGUGACUCCGGGGGUCCCCUGAUGUGUAACGGAACACUCCAUGGCAUCAUCUCCUGGGGAGACUUCCCAUGCGGGCAGCCCAACCGGCCUGGCGUCUACACCCGAGUCUCUCAGUAUGUUCCGUGGAUCCACAAAACAAUCCAAGGACGGAAAACCCAGGAGCAGAAAUAGACGAGGGGCCCACAAUGAAAAUCGGGUUGGCUUACCUGCCAUCUUACUUGGUCUGUCCAACGCUGCUCUGUCCCUCCCAAAGUGCUCCACUUGAACCAGUGAUCCACGUUCUCAAAAUGCCCAAUUCCAGUGGACAUUAGCUGUUUCAAAAGCAUUCAGUUACUUUCAGCAUCAUCGUCUCCCAGACAUUGCAUCCCUGCAACAUCCCAGUCCCCUGAACGUCCCAACCCAGACAAUGUUCUAGGUCUCCCAACUGUUUCAACAUAAACCUGGAUCACCGACUCAAUACUCUACCUGUGGAACUCUCUUAAAUACCUCCAUCAGCCUAGCUCAACAAGAGUCUAUGUUCCAUGAAUGCAAUGUCCUCAAUGACAUCCUAUACCCCUUCAACUAUUUAUUCAUUGCCAAUAUUCUAGAUCCUUCUAUGUUUUGUACUCAAGAAGGUUCUAGACUCCCAUGACAUUUCUUCCUGAAAAUAUUCUCUUGUGUGUAUAUUCGUCUACCCCAACAACACUGUAUGCACCUCUGAUUUGUCAUGGCCAACGCUGGGUCCUCACAAUGGUUCAUUCUUUCAAAUGAACCCAGGAAAUUCCUGGGGACAUUUCUGGAUCUCCCAAGUUGUCCCAUUCCCACCUACAUUCCACAUUCUGCCAGUAUUCCCUGUCUCUGAAUCUCCUUGCUCACUAAACAUCAGCACACUCUAAACUCCAGGGUGAUGGGGUUUGCAUCCCAAGUGGCAUGGAGUAUCUGUCCCUCCAUGCCUGGAACCUCUUGUCCACCAAGUAUUCUGUACUUUUAUCCAAAGCAUCCUUGUUCAGUGCCCCGUGCUGUUACAUAUUUGUCUAUGACCCCAAACUGCUGUGGUUAAAUGCUCAGCCACAGGAAUCCUUACUUUGAAUAAGUCAUAAAACUCACAACCUCUGUUUUUUCAUCUGUAAAAUGGAGCUCAUAAUUUUCCCCAUAGCAUUGUUAUGAGGAUAAAUGUUAAGCACUUACCACUGUUAAUAUUUCUGUGGUUCCCUAUAAAAUACUACCUUAGGCUAUUAAUAACAACUCCUCAAAUUUGCAGCAUCCAAAAA
This is a messenger RNA of Vicugna pacos (alpaca), 2148 nucleotides long. The record is from RefSeq and is a predicted model, not a curated record. Lineage: Eukaryota; Metazoa; Chordata; Mammalia; Artiodactyla; Camelidae.